This is a messenger RNA of Oryzias melastigma (Indian medaka), 2302 nucleotides long. It is a transcript of the gene gpr3, whose product is annotated as G protein-coupled receptor 186. Bases 757 to 1749 code for a protein of 330 amino acids. Lineage: Eukaryota; Metazoa; Chordata; Actinopteri; Beloniformes; Adrianichthyidae. The record is from RefSeq and is a predicted model, not a curated record. Gene Ontology annotation, molecular function: G protein-coupled receptor activity. Gene Ontology annotation, cellular component: membrane. Gene Ontology annotation, biological process: G protein-coupled receptor signaling pathway. The transcript has 2 exons.
AGGCGUCAUACUUGGUGGGGGGAGGGGGGGGUGCAUCCGUUAAAUUUGCCCUUUCCCCGUCGAUGUGGGUGACCACGUUCUGCUGUGACUCGUUUAACUCUGACUUGUGUCAAACUGCAGGACGCGUCCCCGGUGAGUCACCCAGACGCGCUUCAGCACCAUGGACAGCGCCAGCCGCCAGCCUCUGUCGCUGCAGAUGACAAGCAUCCUCCCCGCAUGACGUGACCCCCCCUACCUGUCUUAACCUGAGCCUCUUCAAUAGUUGACAAAGCUGCUGGGGGGUGAUUGAGGAGGGAGGGGGAUAAUUGUCUACGAUCGUUUACAAGAAAUGAGAGCAUGGAGUAAACCGCAGUGGGCGGGGCUAAAGCAAGAUGCCGCAUUUUUCUGAAUGAACCUACACCACACACCCCACCCUACCGUCUUUACCCCCUCACUUCGGUGAAACGCUGAGCUCUGAUUGGUCCAGCCUCCCAUUCACUGACGUCAGACAGGCUAUCUUGUGGACGAGUCCCGCGCAGGAGCAUCCAUUCUGGCUCCAGCGAGCACCGCGCGCUGAUUCAAGAGGAGAUGCGCACAAACCUGAGAGGGAGUCUGGAGACACUUUGAUGCGGGAUAGAAGCUGCAUUCACGCAACGCGGGAAAAGCAUCACCGUAUUUCUAGUGUUUGGCCCGGAUCUGAUGAGAGAACACAUCUGUUAAAUUCUAGAGGACGGACUCGCUACGAAAAGGCGGUGCUGGUGUAACCGUAGAACAGUCAUGAUCCUGAACGCCUCAGACCUGGGCUGGGAUGAGUCCUCAGGCAUGGACCCUGUCUUCCCCCUGGAUCAGCUGGAGAGCUCCUCUUCCCCAAAGGUCCCGCCUCUCACCAUGUGGGGCGUGGCUCUCUGUGUUUCUGGAACUGUCAUCACCGCCGAGAACGCCAUCGUCAUCACCACCAUCUUGGCCACGCCGUCUCUCCGGGCUCCCGUGUUCCUGCUGCUGGCGAGCCUCGGGCUUGCUGACCUCCUGGCAGGUGUGGCGCUGAUCCUGCACUUCCUCUUCCAGUUCUGCGUGGAGCCCAGGGAUUGGUCGCAGCUGCUCACAUCAGGGCUGCUGGUGACGUCACUGACCGCCUCACUUUGUAGCCUCAUGGGAGUUGCCCUGGACAGAUACCUGUCCUUGAGUCACGCCCUCACCUACGGCUCGGGACAGUCACGCCGCAGAGCUGCCAUCUUGCUGCUGCUGGUCUGGUUGGGUGCGUGUGUGAUUGGAGCUGGACCAGCGAUGGGUUGGCACUGUCUGGAGGACCUGAACUCCUGUUCUGUAGCACCACCUCUGACUCGGACAUAUCUAUCACUGCUGUGCGGUGGCUUCCUAGUGGUAGUUGUGGUAACCCUGCAACUCUACGCCGGAAUCUGCCGUGUGGCCAGGAGACAUGCCCACGCCAUCGCCACCCAGAGGCACUUCCUGCCAACCAACCAGCCUUAUGCAAGCAGACACAGCACCGGAAGGGGCUUCUCCCGCUUGAUAUUGGUCUUAAGUGUGUUCGUCGGAUGCUGGAUGCCUUUCUCCCUUUGGGGGUUGCUAGGAGACGCAUCCAGCCCUCCCCUGUACACCUAUGCCACCUUGGUGCCAGCAGCAGGCAGCUCCCUGCUCAACCCCAUCCUCUACAGUCUGAGAAACAAAGACAUUCGCAAGGUGCUGUUGAACGCCUGCUGCCCACACAGAUACUCGCACAACACAAAUAGUCAGCCCCCAGUGGACGUGUAGACCCCACCACACAACCUAUGCCAGACAUAUCACUGUCUUUGUGCCAAAACACAUGAAAGCUGCGCCCACUGUCAUCCGCAUCCAGAGUCUGACUUCCUAAAACACACACAGGCAGCACUUUUCAGAGAUGAACCAGAAUGUGCUGAACCGUCAUGGCUGGCAGUCCACUUGGGACUCAAUGUACUGUCCUGUACUUUGUACGGUGUGUGUACUUUGUGCCUCAGUCAAGUAGCUCCACUGGAUCCUCGGAAUAAAACAAUCACAGGAACGCUUCCCGUGUGGACGUGAGAGGGUGUCAGCACUUUACAGCCGGAAGAGAUAAGUCCCAAACGGAGGCCUGACAGAUUGACAAACACGCCAGAUCCAAAGCCCAACUCUAUUUACUUGAAAUGUCAGAAAAACAACGUGUUCUUGAUGUUUGGAGGUCUAUUUUGCACAUGCUGAUAAUGGCACUGAAUGGCGGUGACCAUACGUUCUUGUUGCACAACCUUUUUAGAAAUGAUGAAUAUUUUAUACUGAUAAAUAAAUAAUAAAUCCGCUUUUUUCUACUGGA